AUGGCCCCUCUUCCCACAGCACCGAAAACGAACGAAACCAAACCACGACUUGGAAAGGACGAGGUAGACAUUCUUGAACGCGAGUUCAAGAAGAACCCCAAGCCGACGACUCAAACGAAACGUCAAUUUGCAGAUGAUAUGAGAGUGGAACUUCCGAGAAUCAAUAACUGGUUUCAAAAUCGUCGAGCAAAAAGGAAGCAGGAGAAGAAGCAGGAAGCUUACGAAGCAGGGCAGGCUCAAGAUGCUUUGGGACAAUACUCUGAACCUUCGUCGCCGGAUUUCAAUUACGGCAAUCAGUAUUUCGACAGCCAUAUACUACCCGCACCAUUUGGCCUGCCAAGUGGACCUCCACCUCCAGUCGCCCCUUACAAUCCUCAGUAUUCUGACCCGUCGUCGGCAAGCAUGGAGUCCCUCCACCGGACUAUGGCAGCCGCUCAAGCCGCAAGUGAGCACGACGAAUACGAUUUUGUUGACCACGAUUCUCUGAAUGCAUUUAGAGGUGGCUCGCUUGUUCACGAUUCCGCAAACAGCGAUCGUGCUCACUUCCCGUCUCCGGAGGAAUCCGUUGUUAACUUCGACCAAUAUUCGUAUCCCUCCGCCUUUGCCAACAAUAUUUACAAUAACAGUUCCCAGAGCGCCGAGCUUCAAUCGCCUCCACAGGAACACCACACCCCAACACUCUUCAGCGCCUACCCCACGUCUUCCGAAGUCGAGGUAUCUGCUCCACAAGCAGUUACCGCGUUCCCUUCACAGCUCUUGACACAAUUCGAUAGCCUUCCCCAACAAGCGAAUGGCAGCAAUAGUGACAGCCAAAGUCCCGAGAAUAGCAGUGCUUCGACCCUGGCGAUUGGGUUCCAUGACAUUGCCGAAUCCGAUGAAACUUCUGCGUCGCCUCCAGCCCCCUCGAAUCCUUUUAGGUUUCCGCCACCGCCACCGCCAAUGGAUAUUGCUUCUCGCCGAAAGAAGGUUCAGCAUAAGCCAGCUGCAUUGAUUGCGGACACAUUGCGCAGCAACCGUCCAUCAAUGGGACCAAGAACGGUUUCUCAUGCCGAAGGAUUCCGUCGACCAAUGGAUAGCCCAGUUUCAUCACCAAUGCGCCGAAUUGUUUCUGCCGGAGGAAAUAGAAACGUACUUUCUGGUCGAGUGUACAAAUCUGGAGUUGAGUCUGCACAGCGCUCACCGAUCAACUUGGGUAACUUCCCCGAGUCGUUCAUGGAGCAAAAUUUCCACACAAUUCGGGUACCGCCUUCCCUGACCGCCGGGUCCUCCUUGAAUAGCAGUCUAGCUCCACCCACGCCAAUGUCGCCUCGAGAAAGGGAGAUGACCCUCGUCAAAAGGGAGACCUCGAGAUCUACUGCCUCGCCGAAUGAAGGGAGUAUGAACUUCGUUUUCAAUGCUGGAACUGGUGGUUUCAUCACAAUGGAAGGAGACCAGAACCUCGCGUCACCCCCUGAGACACCCCAGGCCCAAAUUGUUAUGCACCCUUCCAACAAUUGGCAGACCAUCGAGUUCCCAGAGAAGCAGUGGAGCUUUGAAGUUUCCGACGAAGCACUGUACACUCCCGCACACGAAACAUUUCCCUUGGAACUUCACAUGCCCCACCCGGCAUAUUUGACUUCGAUGAGCCAGCCAGUCACCCCGGCUUACGAGCAGUUCAAUCCGAACUUCCUAUUCGCUCACGAGGGCGACUCGCCUCAAUACACACUAUCUACUCAGCCUCAUUCUGACUUUCAUUCUGAGUACACGUUUCCGGAGACGCACUAUAUGUCACCAUCCAUGGCGAAACAAAAAACCUUUCAAUUCUCGCACACCACUCCUGCCGACUUCUCUGAGAAGUGA
This is a messenger RNA of Hyaloscypha bicolor E, 1839 nucleotides long. RefSeq lists its product as uncharacterized. The record is from RefSeq and is a predicted model, not a curated record. Gene Ontology annotation, cellular component: RSC-type complex; nucleus. Gene Ontology annotation, biological process: regulation of transcription by RNA polymerase II. Gene Ontology annotation, molecular function: DNA-binding transcription factor activity, RNA polymerase II-specific; DNA binding. The coding region runs from base 1 to 1839 and encodes 612 amino acids. The transcript is spliced from 2 exons. NCBI's taxonomy places the organism in Eukaryota, Fungi, Ascomycota, Leotiomycetes, Helotiales, Hyaloscyphaceae.